CCUUGAGCGCGAGUUGAAGUUAGCCGAUCGGCGCCGUGGCACGCUGAGGGUUUUUGCUGUAAUGCAGGUCAUUACUAGACUUCCACUGCAGCUACUUCAAGUACUUGCUGACACUCAUUUAUUGCAUAGAUGAAUUUUAUAGGACUUGCGAUCAUGAUGAGCCCCCGGCCCAGUCACAUCUCAAGUUAACGUAGUCGCUUCGAAGCCCUGCUAUUAUUCGCCACCGAUGACUCGUCGGAUGUUGUCAGAAUAACGUUUAGAUGUUUUGAUACCGACCAUAUAAAACGGCCCAGCUAUAGAUCUAGAACUCGGAUCGCUCAGGAGGAUGAUUCCCUCUACAUCGUUUUCAUCUUUUCUUGCUUUGCCUGCGCUUGCCCUCCUCUCCCUGUCAGUGAGCGCUUUGUCUCAUCCUCGGGCGGCUUCAGGCACGGCUGCUCUCAAGCUCGCCGUUAGCAUAAACUCGUACGGGAUCAAGAACAUCGCGGCUGCAGACCGAGCUCGAAUCCAAGCAUUACAAGCUGGCGGCAGCUCUUCCGUCAAUGCAAACAAUACUAUCAUGAUAUACACUGCAGACAUUGGCGUGGGGAGUCCAGAAACGUACUACACACUCCUGGUAGACACCGGAAGUUCACUUACCUGGAUCGGGGCCAACAAGGCUUACAUGCAGACCAACACGAGCCAUGACACACACAAUCAAUUCUAUAUUGCAUAUGCCGGUGGGAGUUCCAUUGAUGGGGAGGAAUACACAGACACGGUAACGCUCAACUCUGAUCUGGUCAUCGUCAACCAAUCUAUUGGCGUCGCAUCUGCAUCUGCCGCCUCAAACCUGCGUGGUCUGGAUGGAAUGCUUGGCCUUGGACCAGUUGGUUUAACGCAGGGCAUCAUCAGCAAUACAGAUGAAGUUGCAACUGUGAUGGACAACCUCUAUGCGCAGAAAACAAUCAGUUCGGAAGUACUCGGAGUGUUCUUCGCACCUGCUUCCUCUGACGAUAGCAGCGGCGAGCUCACAUUCGGCGGUUAUGACACAUCCAAAAUUACUGGAGACAUCAGCUAUGUAUCGAUCACAUCAACAUCUCCAGCAAAUUCGUAUUGGGGUAUUGAUCAAUCCAUCAGUUAUGGGUCUACGUCCAUUUUGGAUGAGACAGCUGGUAUUGUCGAUACCGGAACCACCCUCAUUCUCAUUGCAACUGAUGCCUUUGAUAAAUAUAAGUCUGCUACGGGAGCAACCCUCGAUAAUAGCACUGAAUUGUUAAAGAUCUCAUCUGACCAGUACGACCAGCUCUCAUCCUUGUAUUUUACUACUGGUGGGGUUACUUAUGAGCUCACCCCGAAUGGGCAAAUUUGGCCUCGAUCGUUGAACAGCGCCAUUGGCGGCACGGCCAAGGGCAUAUACCUGAUCGUUGCUGACAGCGGGAGCAACUCCGGUUCUGGCUUGGAUUUUACGAACGGGUAUUGUUUCCUCGAGCGCUUUUACUCGGUGUAUGACACGACAAACUCCCGAGUCGGGUUCGCCACCACUGAGUACACCUAUGCCACGACAAAUUAACUACAGUCCGUCAAGAAGAUCACACACCCGGGACCACAUCAACACACCCACAAAAACAUUCGUUACUUACAUAUCUCGUUUAACCCUGUUGAUAUCACGUACGAAUCGUACUCGUGAACAACAUGGCGCUUCCAGAAUCUGCUGGAAGCUGUGCCAGCGUUCACCGCUCUACAAGCAUGAACGUUAACCUUAUAUAAUACAAGAGAUGCGUUGUUUUCCUGAUGCGGUUCCGAUCUUUAGGGCAAACAAAAUUUCGU
This is a messenger RNA of Suillus subalutaceus, 1803 nucleotides long. RefSeq names its product acid protease. The transcript has 5 exons. NCBI's taxonomy places the organism in Eukaryota, Fungi, Basidiomycota, Agaricomycetes, Boletales, Suillaceae. The coding region runs from base 326 to 1546 and encodes 406 amino acids. Gene Ontology annotation, biological process: proteolysis. Gene Ontology annotation, molecular function: aspartic-type endopeptidase activity. The record is from RefSeq and is a predicted model, not a curated record.